Messenger RNA from Sphaerulina musiva SO2202, 1167 nucleotides. Its product is annotated as cytochrome P450. The record is from RefSeq and is a predicted model, not a curated record. The transcript has 3 exons. Bases 1 to 1167 code for a protein of 388 amino acids. Gene Ontology annotation, molecular function: heme binding; oxidoreductase activity, acting on paired donors, with incorporation or reduction of molecular oxygen; monooxygenase activity. Lineage: Eukaryota; Fungi; Ascomycota; Dothideomycetes; Mycosphaerellales; Mycosphaerellaceae.
AUGGGUAGUCGAUCGACUCUUCAUCCGCGUGUUGUUCGCGGUCAGCUCAAUCGCAAUUUGUGGACGGUGAUGAGUGAGGUUGAAGAAGAGAUCAGUGAUGCAUUCAACGAUUCUUGGCCUGCAUGUGACGACUGGACCGAAGUAGACGUAAACGAUCGAAUCGUCCAGAUAGUUGCUCGUGUAUCCAGCCGAAUGUUUGGAGGCACAACCCUCAGUCGAAACAAAGAAUGGGUACAGGCCUCAAUCAACUUCGCCACGGAUGGAUUCAUCGGAGCACAAGCACUCAAAGCCUACCCCGAGAUCCUCAAGCCCAUUGCAGCACGAUUCAUUCCCGCCAUCCAACAAAUCAAAAAACACUACGAAGCAGCCGAAAAAGCCGCAAUUCCACUCCUGAACCAACGCGAAAAAACCGGAGAAGCCGCUCCAGAUUUACUCUAUUGGAUGGCCCAAGACGCCAAAGACUCCUCAGAAAAAGACAAAAAAUUCCUCGCUGGAAUUCUCCUCAAAGUGAGCUUCGCAGCCAUCCACACCAGCGCCGCCGCUCCCACCCAACUCCUCUACGACUUGUGUGCCAUGCCCGAAUACAUCGAACCGCUGCGCGAAGAAAUCAGAAAAAAUACUUCAGAGGAAAGUUUGAUGACGCGCAAAAAUUACGAGGGGUUGACGAAACUCGAUAGCAUUAUGAAGGAAAGUCAACGCCAUAAUCCCCUUUUGCUGAUUACUUUCGAGAGAGUUAUAACGAAAAAUUAUACUCUUUCCGACGGCUUUGUUAUUCCUGCACAUACUACCAUUGGAAUCCCCACACACGCUAUCUCCAUGGAUCCCGAAAUCAUCUCCAAUCCCGAAAAAUUCGACGGGUUCCGUUUCGCUCAAUCCUCCACAUCAUCCACCACCAACAACAACCUUCCCGAUGACAAAACCCCCUCCAAUCUCUACGCGGCCGCUCGUCCCACGAGUAUGGCUUUUGGCUAUGGACGACAUGCUUGCCCAGGGAGAUUUUUCGCUGCGGCGGAAAUUAAAGCGAUUAUGGUGUUUUUGUUGAAGAAUUUUGAAUUUAAAUUUCCGGAGGGGAAGGGAGAGAGGCCGGUGAGUUUGAUUUUUGAGACGCAGAAUUUGCCGAAUCCCGAGGGAAGGGUUUUGUUUCGGAGGAGGAGGGAUGGGGAGUGA